AUGGCAUCCACUACGUUCCCAAGCAUCAAUGUGCAGGCCACGCAAGCCAUGCAGCCAACCCAAAUUGGCCCCAAGUCACCGAUCGGCUGGUGGGAGAUUCCGCGCUACAGCACCUGGGAUCUCGGCAACAAGUACGCUUGCAGCCAGAGUACGCUGGUCGGCCGCCGUAGUCAAGAGACUCCCGAGAAGCCAUCAGCUGUGCCCUCGGCACUGCCGACCGUGUACCCGCGCCAGAGCACUGACGCUGAGUCGCGCGUCUCCUUCAGCAACAGCGUCAACGAGUUGCCGCGCAUGUCUAUUGUGAACGAUUUUGGAAUGGGCCUGGAUGCCGACAUGGGCCGCGCGCACCGACUCCCAACGCUCCUCCACAAUCCGGACCUUAUCGCCAAGUACCACGCCGCAGCCAAGAUGACUGAAGACAAGGACGUGCAGUACGAAUUCGCAAGGCAGCUUCUUCUGUGCGGGUCGCCUGACCUGGCAGACCUGGCAGCGGAACUCAAGGAUAUGCGCGCCGAGAGCCGCCUUGUCAUGGAAGGCGUUUAUUGGAUGCUGCGCUUGGCCAGCAAAAACAAACAUGUAGACGCCAGCUUUAUGGUCGCUCGCUGGUAUGAGCUCGGCAAGUACGGGUGCCCGGUCAAUAAGAAAAAGGCACAAAAGUACUACCUGGUAGCAGUCAGGGCUGGCCACAAGGCUGCCGGCUACCAUCUUGGCUGCAUGUACGAGGCGCAAAAGAAAGUGCGUAAGGCGCGCGAGUGCUUCGAGACGUCUUCCAAGAAGGGCUUUUCCUUGGCCACAUAUCGGCUCGGCAUGGCGUAUCUGAGCGGGACACUAGGUGUGACCGCUGAUUUUAGCAUGGCAUGCUCGUUUUUGAGAGAGUCUCUGUUCCAUGCUACCCAUCCGGUCGCCGAUGCUGGGUAUCACCUGGCCGUUGCCUUGAUCCAGCUGCCCUCGUUUGAUAGACACAUGGUGUCUGAGCCCCAUCUGUACUUGAAGCGUGCGUGGUUGCUGGGCCACUGCGACGCAGGUGCGCUGCUUCGUGAUAUCCUAAAGUAA
Molecule: messenger RNA, 1053 nt
Organism: Linderina pennispora
Lineage: Eukaryota; Fungi; Kickxellomycota; Kickxellomycetes; Kickxellales; Kickxellaceae
Exons: 1
Coding region: 1-1053 (350 amino acids)
Molecular function (GO): protein binding
Source: RefSeq, a predicted model, not a curated record